Varanus komodoensis (Komodo dragon) is the source of this 1435-nucleotide messenger RNA. RefSeq names its product collagen triple helix repeat containing 1 (gene CTHRC1). The record is from RefSeq and is a predicted model, not a curated record. The transcript is spliced from 4 exons. NCBI's taxonomy places the organism in Eukaryota, Metazoa, Chordata, Lepidosauria, Squamata, Varanidae. The coding region runs from base 1 to 744 and encodes 247 amino acids.
AUGAAGCUCCUGCGGCCCGCCGUGCCGCCCCCUUGGCCUCCGCUUGCCGCGGCGCUGCUGCUCCUGCUGGGGCUGCUGCUGGCGACGGCCUCGCCGCCCGGGAUGUCGGAGAACCCCAAAGGGAGGCAGAAGGCGCUCCGUCAGAGGGAGGUGGUGGACGUGUAUAAUGGGAUGUGUAUGCAAGGCCCUGUUGGUGUUCCUGGAAGAGAUGGAAACCCUGGUGUCAAUGGAAUUCCUGGAACCCCUGGUAUCCCUGGACGAGAUGGACUUAAAGGAGAAAAAGGAGAAUGCAUGCGAGAAAGCUUUGAGGAAUCUUGGACACCUAACUACAAACAGUGCUCAUGGAGUGCCCUGAACUAUGGCAUAGACCUUGGAAAAAUUGCAGAAUGUACAUUCACAAAGAUGCGCACCAACAGUGCUUUGAGAGUCCUCUUCAGUGGAUCGCUUCGACUUAAGUGCAGAAAUGCUUGUUGUCAACGAUGGUAUUUUACAUUUAAUGGAGCUGAAUGCUCUGGGCCACUUCCCAUUGAAGCCAUAAUUUAUUUAGAUCAAGGAAGUCCAGAGUUAAAUUCCACUAUUAACAUACAUCGCACUUCUUCAGUGGAAGGAUUAUGUGAAGGAAUCAGUGCUGGACUAGUGGAUGUUGCUAUUUGGGUCGGUACCUGCACAGAUUAUCCAAGAGGAGAUGCUUCAACUGGAUGGAACUCAGUCUCUCGCAUCAUUAUAGAAGAAUUGCCUAAGUAGAACUCUUUCAGUGAUAUUCCCCUGCCCCAACUCUAUGUUCAAUGCUUUAUAUAACCAGUGGUAAAUCUUAAAGUGCAGGGGCUCAUUGUGACAGCCCUCACAGCCACAUUCCCAAGAAGAGUCCAAAAAAUGUAGGCAGUUGUGUUGAUCCAUUUCAAUGAACCAGUUCUAGUCACUGUCACCUCUGCCACAAGCAGAUCUUUUACAGAGCUAAUGUAUUAAGGUUGGCCAUUCCAGACUAAGGAUGCAAUGCUAUGCAUGAUUAGAAAGAAAACAUUCCUAAAAUUCCCCACAUUCCUCAGGCACCUGGGAAUUGUAAGACUGGGGUUUUUUUAAUAUAAAAAUGUAUAUGCCACCCAAUGUGUUACAAACGGAAACAUUUCCCACCAGCUACUGUGACAAUUGCAGCAACAUUUGGGGAACAAGGAAGUCUGGGGGAGCAGAUGACUUCAGUAUAAAAAACUGCCAGCCUGCACCCCUAACACUUUUGUAUAUAACCAUUUCCUGCACAGUCCUUGAACAUUUCUGUAUAAAAAACAAGCUCGAGUAUAAUGCAUAAGCUUCUAUAAAGAAACAGAAAUAACCAGUAAAUUUUCAAACCUUUAAAUACAUUUUCUACAAUAUUUUGAAUAUACUGUAGCAGCAAUCUCAAUUUACAUAUUAUUUUUGUACAAAUUCUAGACUAUUCUUA